AUGAAUUUGCGUGACAACGAAGCUCUAGCUCUUCAUCCGGAAUCAGUAAACGAUUCUGGAAACGGAAUCGAACCUGCAACGCAAUCCGACAUCCCCGUUCAACAUGUCCGUGUCCCUAACGUCCCUGGUUUCCAACGUCAUGAUCAAGAAGACAUUCCUUUCUAUGAGAAGUCACGAGGUGAUAUUGAUAACUAUAAUAUGAUUAUCAGCUGA
This is a messenger RNA of Angiostrongylus costaricensis, 213 nucleotides long. The record is from the annotation of a GenBank genome assembly. Lineage: Eukaryota; Metazoa; Nematoda; Chromadorea; Rhabditida; Metastrongylidae.